Messenger RNA from Neurospora tetrasperma FGSC 2508, 1146 nucleotides. RefSeq lists its product as uncharacterized. The coding region runs from base 1 to 1146 and encodes 381 amino acids. NCBI's taxonomy places the organism in Eukaryota, Fungi, Ascomycota, Sordariomycetes, Sordariales, Sordariaceae. The transcript has 3 exons. The record is from RefSeq and is a predicted model, not a curated record.
AUGGCCACCCCCAACUACACACCCGAGCAAAUAUCCGCCCUCCGAGCUCUGCGCGACCGCCUCCGCUCUGCACAGUAUACCUGGGAAGUCCGGCAGCUGUUAAAGAAUACAGCUAGCGCUACAGGAAUUAAGCAACUACAGCUCGUACAAUGGCAGGAUGGGGAUAACAAUAGGAAAAACCUGCUGCAUUUUUUGGUGGACGAAAGGCUUGAAAAAGUAGCCAUCAUCCUCAUCGAAGUCUUCUGGAACCGGAAGGAAGAAGACCAGAGGCAGCUCAUGCAUAUCAUCACAUACCCAAAGUGCUACAUCGAUAGUCCUGAAGGUAGUGGGGACUAUACAGUUGAGCGUCUCGCGGAAGGACGAAACUGUGAGCAACUGGUGGACAUAAUAAGCCGGUUUCGUGAGCUGUGUCCUCAAGAUACGGGCGAAGAAGAUGAAGACGAAGAAGAAGAGACAGAAGAGGAGAGAGCAACGACAAUAGAACGUAUGAGACGUCUUCAACGACUAAGCACCCCUAUACCUCGAACUCCUUCUCCGUCAAAUGGUUCUCUUCCAACAGUUCCACUGGAACCCGCUAACUUUUCUCCACUGCAUGUGUUUACCACAACAAAGAAGAAGAAGAAGAAAACUCCUCUGCAUCCUCCUCGUGCUGCGCGACCAGUUAGUUCUAGUCCUCGCAGUACUCCUCCUCUAGCUAGAGGCGGUACCCCUGUAGAAAUAACAAUCUGGAGCUCUCCCCCUCCUCUUUCUCCUUCUCCUGCUGCAGCAACACAGACGCCUACUCUCCUGCGUGGUUCUUCUGGUGCUCAUGACGAUCAACCUCAACCUAGUACCCCGCCGCCUUUCAUACCUUCUACUCCCCCUCCAGCCCCAGGGGCACGAGAUACUCCACUUUGGUAUCCGCCCUCGGAUCACUCGGAGCACUCAGAGCACUCAGAGCCAGAGCCAGAGCCAGAACGGGAUGAACAAAGAGUAAGAGAGGGUCAACGGAUUCAGAGACACUCACCACUACCGCCGCCGGGCAGUUCUGUGCCUGUCUUGCCUGAACGGACACCUGAGCCUGUCACUCCGGUACAGGACUUGAGGAGCGUAGAUGAACUGAAACCCGGGUACUGGGGAGUCAAUAUGUACGCAGAAGAAGAAUGA